Diuraphis noxia (Russian wheat aphid) is the source of this 1296-nucleotide messenger RNA. RefSeq lists its product as uncharacterized. Gene Ontology annotation, cellular component: cytoplasmic vesicle. The record is from RefSeq and is a predicted model, not a curated record. NCBI's taxonomy places the organism in Eukaryota, Metazoa, Arthropoda, Insecta, Hemiptera, Aphididae.
GACGUUUGUUCAGUCGCAAAUCGCAAUAACGAAGCUGUUUCCACUACGUCAGUGUACAACAACAUAAACACUGUGCAGAGGUCUUUAUUCUGAUUUUACACACACACGAACACAUCAACACAAUCCCACGAAUCAUACCUGUAACAGCACUGCAGUUCCGUGAACGUUACGUGUGGCAAUUGAUCGCAGACCGCAGUCUAUUGCUUUCUGACUUCUGUCUUGUGCGCUGUUGUAAAAUAGUCACAACUUUCGUCUGCGUUCAGUUUCUCUGACGGUUCUUUCAUUAUUUGUAUUGUUGUUMGUACACAAUACCASACCCCCACAUUCAUCACCGCCAUCGUACACAUUUUGACAAAAUGGUCUUGUUGAAAACAACUGUGGUCGUCCUCCUGGCCGUCGCAUGCGUCUCCGCYGUUAGUGUGCCCGCCGCCGUCAAGGCGUCGAAGGAACACGUCAAGCUCAACAGUGGUCUGUCAACAAAUCCUGAACCAACUGAAGUAUCUCUAUCUGAAAAUAAUGCAACUAUUUUUACGCCUAACACAACAACGACUACUUUAAAACCAACUACAACCCCAWUACCAACUACAACUCCAGCAUCAACCACAACUCCAGCAUCAACCACAACUCCAAAACCAUCGUCAACUACUACAUCACCAAAUGUAACUACUACUACACCCAGUUCAAAUGUGACAACAUCUACACAAAGUCCAGAUGUUACAACAACAACGCUGAGUCCAAAUGUUACGACUACUAUUCCUCCUACUCCAGAACCAUCUCCUGCUAGAAGUUGGGAUGGCCCAAGUUUCUUAGGUGGCAUGGUCCUAGCUUUUGGUAUUGUAGCAGUUGGAUUUGUUGGAUACCGAUUCUUCUACUUGGGACGCGGUGGUGCCUAUCAUACUUUGUGAACAUUGAUAAUCUGAUCAAAUUAUAAAAAAUAUAAUAUUUUUUUUUUAUAUAUGAAAUAUAUAGGGCUAUUUAAUAAAUUCAAAAACCUAUAUAAAUUAUAAAUGUAAAAAUAUUUUACAGAUUAAUUAUUUAAAAAAUAGAGCACCCUUUCUCAAAAUUCAGUGCUCAUUAUUUAUUUUUUAGUGGCAUAUUUAAAUGCUUCAUGCAAAAUUAGGAAUUUGGAAAUCCAUCGUAGGUAUUAGUAUUGUUUGUUCAGUUCAUAUUUGUUUUUUUUUUUUUUUUAAUAAUGAAUUGUCAACAUUUGACAAAUUGUUCUUAUUCAAUUUAUUUUGGUGAUAACUAAUGUAAAAUUAUUUUUUAAGUAUUUUUUUAUAUAAUUAAACGCUGUAA